GGGAGACAUUUAUAAUUUCGGUAAUUGCAGGAACAAAGAAAAUGGAGGCGGCAAUCGGCAGACAUUUGAUACCUGGCCGGCGAAAAUUCCAUUCGGAUUUCUCCGAUUGCGUCACAGUUCGAUAAAGUUCCAAUCCAUUAGCUUCCUCUGCUCUGAAUUCAUCCCUACAAUGGCUGACGAUAGCUUGGCUUCUCAAAGAAGAGACCCAAUCAAGUCUUCGGUUGGGAAUGUUGCGGCUCGUCGAAGACGACAGCAUGCGGUUACAGUGGGAAAGGAAAGAAGAGAAUCACUGGUGCGUGCGAAGCGCUUGUGCAGAAUAGGGAUUGGUGACGACGUCGCUGUCGACAAUGAGAUGAUAAUGGACGAAGAGCUGUCAAUUUUGGAAGCUCAAACUUCUUCAGCAGUGGACGAGCUAAAGUCUGCAGUUCAAUACCAGGGAAAAGGUGUAAUGCAGAAGAGAAUUCAUGCCCUUCGUGAACUGAGGCGCUUGUUGUCUAGAUCAGAAUUCCCUCCAGUUGAAGCUGCUCUUGAAGCAGGAGCAGUACCUCUACUGGUGCAGUGUCUUUCAUUUGGUUCCCCUGACGAACAGUUGCUCGAGGCAGCUUGGUGCCUAACGAACAUUGGAGCAGGGAAGCCUGAAGAAACCAAAUCUUUGUUGCCAGCGUUACCCUUGCUUAUUGCUCAUCUUGGAGAAAAAAGUUCUCUGCUUGUUGCGGAGCAGUGUGCAUGGGCAUUGGGAAAUGUUGCUGGUGAAGAAAAGGAGCUGAGAAAUAUUCUGCUAUCUCAAGGAGCUUUACUACCUCUUGCAAGAAUGCUGCUUCCAAACAAAGGUUCAUCUGUUAAAACAGCUGCUUGGGCACUAUCCAACUUAAUUAAGGGACCAGAUUCCAAGGCUGCUACAGAACUCAUUAGAGUUGACGGGGUGUUGGAUGCGAUUAGUAGACACUUGAGAAAAGCGGAUGAUGAGUUGGCAACUGAAGUUGCAUGGGUGAUUGUGUAUCUCUCAGCACUCUCAAAUGUUGCUACCAGUAUAUUGGUGAAGAGUGACGUCCUCCAACUACUAGUGGAGAGACUAUCAACAUCAAAUAGUUUGCAAUUGCUUAUACCGGUGCUGCGAAGCCUAGGUAACCUUGUGGCUGUCGAUUCACAUACAAUUUCUGCUGUUCUCAUUCCUGGACGUGAAAUUACAGGUAAUGUAUUAGGAGUCCUGAUAAAAUGCUUAAAGAGCGAACACAGAGUUUUGAAGAAGGAAGCAUCUUGGGUGCUGUCUAACAUUGCUGCAGGUUCCAUUGAGCACAAGCAAUUGAUAUAUUCUAGUGAUGCGGUGCCAUUGUUGAUACACCUUCUUUCAUCGGCACCAUUUGAUGUGCGUAAGGAAGUAGCAUAUGUACUGGGAAAUCUGUGUGUUGGGCCCGAUGGAAGUGAUGGAGAACCAAAACCGAGGCUGCUUGUUGAGAACUUGGUUUCACUUGUUGGUAGAGGAUGCCUUCCAGGAUUCAUUGACUUGCUAAGAUCUGCCGAUACAGAGGCUGCAAGGCUAGGAUUUCAAUUCAUAGAGCUGGUAUUAAGAGGCAUGCCAAAUGGGGAGGGCCCGAAGCUGGUCGAGCGAGAGGAUGGCAUCGAAGCGAUGGAAAGAUUUCAGUUUCACGAAAAUGAAGACUUGAGAAACAUGGCAAAUCGUCUGGUCGAUAAGUACUUUGGCGAGGACUACGGUCUCAGUGAGUAGACAGUUCAGAAUUCAAAAGACUUUGGGGUCACCGUUUUUGCAACCACAAUUACAUGCCUCGGACCACAGCAGGUGCUCUUCGCUCGAGUCUAUCAGCUGCUUCAUAGAACCCAUCAUCACCAUUGAGUAAGAUAGAAUUGAGCUUUCUGUAACAUCCUUUUUGGUUUGUAACAUUUCUAACGAAUUUGAUCAGAACCUGUCUUAAUUGAGCUGUAAAAAUUUGGGACAAAUAUUUAUUAGGAGGAAAAUGCUUUGCAAAGUUUGUGUAAAUGACAUGGGAUUUUGAAGUCCCUUGUCAUCUCAAUUGGACUGUUCUUUUUCACAAAAGUUACACAACUGAAAGUUCGUGGAAUUUUGUUAUUA
This is a messenger RNA of Momordica charantia (bitter melon), 2089 nucleotides long. RefSeq names its product importin subunit alpha-9. Gene Ontology annotation, biological process: protein import into nucleus. NCBI's taxonomy places the organism in Eukaryota, Viridiplantae, Streptophyta, Magnoliopsida, Cucurbitales, Cucurbitaceae. Gene Ontology annotation, cellular component: cytoplasm. The record is from RefSeq and is a predicted model, not a curated record. Gene Ontology annotation, molecular function: nuclear import signal receptor activity; protein binding.